GUUUACUCUCUCUCUCUCUCUCUCUUUCAUUUUCUCUCUAAUUAAUGUUGAUAAUAAUGGGAAGGAGAGGUCCUGUGAUAUGGGUGUUCUUAAUGUGUUGCAUCUUUGGUCAAAUAAUUGUAAGUCACAACAAUGGUUUUGUUGAAGCCAAGAGAUUUUCUAAAUUUGAUGAUUUAGAAAUCGCGAAGAGGCUAAAGGCUAUGAACAAACCCGCGGUCAAUAUCAUCAAGACUAUAGAUGGAGAAAGCUACGGGUGUGUGGAUUUCUUCAAGCAACCAGCAUUUGAUCAUCCUUCUAUGAAAAAUCCCGCAAACCUUUACAAGAUGCGUCAAUUAUGGGAAGGAAUGAGAAAUCAGACAAACGAUGGUGAAUUUGGUUACUUAUGGGAGAAUGGUGUUGGUUGUCCCAUUGGUACGGUCCCAAUACAAAGAGUCACCAAAGAGGAUCUUUUGAGAUUAGACUCAUUGGACGAUAAUCAUAAACCCCGUGGCUCUUGGAACACUACCAAUGGUGAUCCUAGUAGUCCUAUGUAUUACGACCAACAUCAUUAUGCGGUAGCUAGGACGAAGUACACAGGAAGGAAGUUCCAUGGAGCAACAAUGGAACUCUGUAUAACCGCGCCUACGGUUAAGCCGAGGCAAUACAGUGCUACUCGAAUUCACAUGCAGAUCGGAAAGGAAUUUAUCCAAGUCGGGUUGACUGUAAAUCCAGUAUUGUACAAAGACCACCAACCUCGGACUUUCGUCUAUACAUAUGUACAUGGUAAAUCAUGUUACAAUAGUUACUGCACCACUGGGAUGUCAGUCGUUCGUAGAGACUUUCCACUUGGUACGGCAAUAAAGCCAGUAUCUGUCCGUGGUGCUAAUAUGACUUACUAUGGAACCUUCCGUCUAGUCCAGGACAACAAAUAUGGAAUUUGGUGGUUUCAAUAUGGUAAAAAGGCUUUAGAUGUUGGAAUUUGGCCGGAUUAUUGGUUUGAUCAAAGCUAUGGAAAUUUGAUCGAGUGGGGUGGAGAAGUGUACAGCGCCUAUCAGCCUAGUCCUCAAAUGGGAUAUGGAUAUUUUCCUGUUGAGAGCGUCCGUUACGAUGCGUAUAUGCAACACAUAUCCGUGCUCGACAGUAAUUUUAACAUAGACCGCAAUGUGAGCUAUCUCGAAGACUCUUCGGAUGCCACUCGAGGCUAUAAAGUGAUAGACUCGACAGAUCCUAAACAUGAAGGCGGUCAUGUAAUCUUUUAUGGUGGUCCAGGCAAUAUAUGAAAAUGAUUAGAUCUUUGUAAUAUGAAAACUCAAAACAUUAUAUUGACUUGACCUUUACAAUAAAUAACGCCUUCACAGGUUUCUCCUAAA
This is a messenger RNA of Capsella rubella, 1349 nucleotides long. RefSeq lists its product as uncharacterized. Bases 45 to 1259 code for a protein of 404 amino acids. The transcript is spliced from 7 exons. The record is from RefSeq and is a predicted model, not a curated record. NCBI's taxonomy places the organism in Eukaryota, Viridiplantae, Streptophyta, Magnoliopsida, Brassicales, Brassicaceae.